AUGGUUGAAGCACCUACACUGUUUUCGAAUCCAAUUAAGACAUUAUAUCUGUUUUCGAUAGUCCUAUUUAAUUAUGCAAAAGAUACAGUGUAAUAUUUAAGUAAAUUUUGGCACAUCAUUGGAUUUUUGACUUUGGUUGUGAUAGCUCCUAGAUUUGUGGAAGGAGAACACUCAGGAGUAUGAAUAUGAAUAUUGUUUAGUUGGUGAGACAGGCUGAUGAAAUUGCGUAUUUUAUGUUAUAUUGGCUGGUAUUGGGAAUUAUGUCAUCUGUGGGUUUGGGAACUGGUCUGCACACAUUUGUGUUGUACUUGGGUCCUCACAUUGCUAAGACAACAAUUCAGGCUUAUGAAUGCAAUGCAUUGCCUUUGUUUGUGCCAUCUAAAUAUGCGACUUAAUAUGUGGAAUGUCCAAAGGAGUCAACUGGCAUAACUAUGUUUGACAUUAUGAGGUAGGUGUAUUUUGAGACAGUUCUUUUUGGAAUUGGUACAGCAAUAGGCGAAUUACCACCAUAUUUUGUUGCCAGAGCAGCUGCAUUGGCCAAUAAGAAAUUGGAAGAGUUAGAUGAAGUUUUGGAGAAGAAGGAUGAAAGUAAGAUUAUCUCUAUACAUUUUAGAUUCCUUUAUGCAUAGAAUGAAAUUGCUUAUUUACAAUAAAUUAUAGAAGAAUGCAUUCCUUACUGUGAUGUUAUGUGCUUCAAUUCCAAAUCCCUUAUUUGAUUUGGCAGGGAUCACGUGUGGUCACUUUCUGAUUUCCUUUUGGACUUUCUUCGGAGCAACCGUCUUGGGAAAGGCCUUUAUAAAAAUGCACAUUCAGGUAUUUAUAUAAAUUGAGAUAUUCUCCUUUUAGUUGCCAAUGACUGUGUUUGUCUUCUCUUAGGAACCAGUCAAAGCGUUACUCAGCUUGAUCCAAAAAUAUAUUCCCUUUAUAUAUUAAUUUUUAAGUGAUUUGCUAGAUAAGUAGAGAUAACAAUUAAGAGAUCCUUCUCUUUUCAAAGAAGGAACCAAACCGUUGUUGGCUUAAUUGUGGGAUUAUUUCAUCGUUCUUAUGAUAGGCUUCUUUAUGAUUUCUAUUGUGAAUAGUUUGGUAGCUCAAUAUGUGACUGAACAAGAGUAGGAGAAAAAGAAGAAAAAGAAAGAUCCUUCUGAAGAUCGCAAGGCCAAUAAGAAAGUAAAAAGCUCUUGAAAAUGAC
This is a messenger RNA of Paramecium octaurelia, 1189 nucleotides long. Lineage: Eukaryota; Ciliophora; Oligohymenophorea; Peniculida; Parameciidae. The record is from the annotation of a GenBank genome assembly.